AUGGAAGACAUUGAGGACUUGUUGGCCGGCGGCACCGGCGGAGCGCCGCCGGGUUUCCGUCUGGUGGUUCCAGCUGCCGUAGGUGUCAAGCCAAGGAAGAAGCCUUUGCAAGAUUCUCUCAAGAGCAACGAUACAGCUAAAAUCCCUGGCACUCAGACAAUCUACAUGAAAACUUUCGGCUGCUCACACAAUCAGAGUGAUAGUGAAUAUAUGGCGGGGCAGCUUUCUGCAUUUGGAUACAGUUUAAGCGAAAAUCAGGAUGAAGCCGACCUAUGGCUGAUUAACACCUGUACAGUUAAGUCUCCCAGUCAGUCUGCCAUGGAAACACUUAUAACUAAAUGUAGGAAAUCAAAGAAGCCUCUUGUCGUUGCCGGAUGUGUUCCUCAAGGAAGUCGUGAUCUAAAGGAGCUUGAAGGAGUGAGCAUAGUUGGAGUGCAGCAAAUUGAUCGAGUGGUAGAAGUCGUUGAGGAGACCCUGAAAGGACAUGAGGUGCGGCUUUUGACUCGGAGGACAUUACCAGCACUUGAUCUCCCAAAGGUUCGAAGAAACAGGUUUGUCGAGAUACUUCCAAUUAAUGUUGGGUGCUUAGGUGCUUGCACCUAUUGCAAAACAAAACAUGCUCGUGGUCAUUUAGGAAGCUACACAGUUGAUAGCCUUGUGGGUCGUGUGAGAACUGUUAUAGCCGAUGGAAUCAGGGAGAUCUGGUUAAGUAGUGAAGACACUGGAGCAUACGGUCGUGACAUUGGAGUUAGUCUUCCAAUUUUGCUAAAUUCUUUAGUAGCAGAGCUGCCUUCGGAUGGCAGCACAAUGCUCCGAAUUGGAAUGACUAAUCCUCCUUAUAUUCUGGAGCACUUGAAAGAGAUAGCUGAGGUUUUGCGCCAUCCUUGUGUUUAUUCAUUUCUUCACGUACCAGUUCAGUCAGGAAGUGACACCAUCUUGACUGCGAUGAACCGGGAGUAUACUGUGGGUGAAUUUAGAACGGUGGUUGAUACAUUAAUUGAACUAGUUCCUGGGAUGCAGAUAGCCACAGAUAUUAUAUGUGGAUUUCCUGGGGAAACUGACGAAGAUUUUGAACAGACCGUCAAGCUGAUCAAGGAGUACAAUUUUGCUCAAGUUCACAUAUCACAGUUUUAUCCUAGGCCUGGAACACCUGCUGCAAGGAUGAAAAAAGUUCCCAGUAACGUUGUAAAGAAACGUAGCCGUGAGUUGACUACUGUGUUCGAGUCAUUUACACCGUAUAUCGGGAUGGAAGGCAAAAUAGAGAGGAUAUGGAUUACCGAAGUAGCCACGGAUGGAACACACUUGGUGGGCCACACAAAGGGAUACAUUCAAGUGCUAGUGGAUGAGCCUGAAAGCAUGUUGGGUUCUUCAGCUAUGGUCAAGAUAACUUCCGUAGGAAGAUGGUCGGUUUUUGGAGAGGUGAUUCAGAUCCUAAACGAAACCGCGCAUUUUCCUAUGAAACAUGACUCUGCAGAAGAAAACUCGUGUUUGAAAGAAACCUGCUGUUCAAAAGAGGCUGAAACAUGCGCCUGUGGACAAACCGAACAGGAAACUGUUUUCGGCACAAAGGAUGUCCAAAAGCCGAGAGAAAGCAGAAGCCAAAAUCUAGUAGGAUGGUUUUUAAGGAAGCGGAAGAACAUUAGUUCUUGUAGGACGAUAGAGAAUGAGAGAAAACCGGAACUGGAUGAGAAGCAAGAAACCUCUAGACAGGUUCAUGACUGGAGUUCGGUUGAUAAAGCCCUUCUUAUAGGAAUAGUUGUGAGCUUAUUGACAAUAAUUGCUAUGCUUUGUAUUUGGAUCUACAGAUUUCUCUAG
Molecule: messenger RNA, 1815 nt
Organism: Striga hermonthica
Lineage: Eukaryota; Viridiplantae; Streptophyta; Magnoliopsida; Lamiales; Orobanchaceae
Source: the annotation of a GenBank genome assembly